This is a messenger RNA of Gastrolobium bilobum, 1626 nucleotides long. RefSeq lists its product as uncharacterized. Bases 1 to 1626 code for a protein of 541 amino acids. NCBI's taxonomy places the organism in Eukaryota, Viridiplantae, Streptophyta, Magnoliopsida, Fabales, Fabaceae. The record is from RefSeq and is a predicted model, not a curated record. The transcript has a single exon.
AUGCAACUAGCGAUCACAUAUGAUGCUCAUUUUGUGGAAUUGCGCUCAUCCUUCUCAUCGAGUGGGUUUAAGAAGAAUUUUUCGAAGGGUUCUUAUUCUGUGGAGUAUCCACAACCACUCCAAUCAAGUGGUUCAAGUCAGAAGCCUGUAGUGCCAGCGUUUCCUUCAACAGCACCGGCUAGGCGUUUUUCUCAUGAAGAUUUACAAAAAAAGAGGGAUUUGGGAAUUUGUUACACUUGUGAUGAAAAGUGGACACCACGACAUCGUUGCAAGGGCAAGCUCUUCCUUCUGGUUGGGGAACCUGAAGAGUCAAUGACUGAUGAAGUUGCGGAGGAGCAAAUUGUGUGGAAAACAGAUGCAACUCAUGAGGAUUCUAAUGAAGCUGCCUUGCAUUCCCUUGAGGGUGAAAGUAAUCCUAGAGCACUUCAGUUUCGUGUGCACUUUAGAAGCAGGUUAGUGGCCAUUCUUGUAGAUUCGGGAAGUUCCCACAAUUUUAUACAAAAACAAUUGGUGGACAGCAUUGGAUUGCCAACAGUGAAGGUCCCUAAGAUGCGUGUAUUCUUAGGGAAUGGGGAGUUUUUAACAUGUGACAGGAAGUGUUUAUCUGUUCCUUUACAGAUUCAAGGAUAUGCCUUUGCUGUUGAUCUUUGGGUAAUUGAAUUAUCCAACUUGGGUGUGAUAUUGGGAAUUUCUUGGCUGAGUAGUUUGGGCCGAGUCAUUCACGAUUAUGCAGAAUUGACGAUGGAGUUUAUGACCAGGGAUGGUAGAGUAAUUUUAAAAGGAGAAGGGUUUGGUGAAGCCAAGGGACCACCUGACCAGCAAUGUUACUACAUGCAAGGUGAUAAUGCAACUGGGAUAGUGCCUGAACUGAUGGAGUGGAAACCGAAGGUACCUGUUGCUAUAUGGAACAUUUUGGUGCGUUUCCAUCCUGUCUUCCAGUUACCCCAAGGGCUGCCACCAACCAGGGGUUGUGAUCAUGCCAUCCAUUUAAUUGAGGGAGCUAAACCUGUCAGUGUAAGACCGUACAGGUAUGCUCAUCACCAGAAAGGGGAGAUUGAGAAGCAAGUGUCAGACUUGUUAGCUUCUGGUUUAAUUAAGGAGAGUAGGAGUCCUUUUUCAUCUCCUGUUUUGUUGGUGAGGAAGCAAUAUGACUCUUGGAGAAUGUGUAUUAAUUAUCGUGCGUUGAAUAAAAUUACAAUCAGGGAUCGUUUUCCAAUCCCCACUAUCGACGAGCUAUUGGAUGAGUUGAAUGGGGCAAGGGUAUUUAGCAAGUUGGAUUUGCGCAGUGGAUAUCAUCAGAUUUUGUUGAGACCAGAAGACACUCUCAAAACAACCUUCCGAACUCAUGAAGGUCAUUAUGAGUUUCUAGUCAUGCCCUUUGGGUUGACUAAUGCUCCUUCCACCUUCCAAGCGGCUAUGAACCAUAUGUUUAAGCCUUUCCUUCGGAAGUUUAUUACGGUAUUCUUUGAUGAUAUCUUGAUUUACAGUAGGUCUAUAGAAGAGCACUAUGAACACCUUUCUGUGGCCCUGGGCUGUUUGCAAGAGAACCAGUUCAGAGUGAAGCUUAGCAAAUGUGGAUUUGCAUUGGAAGAAAUCGAUUACCUUGGUCAUUUGGUUUCUGGAUAG